Elgaria multicarinata webbii is the source of this 2822-nucleotide messenger RNA. It is a transcript of the gene SIK1, whose product is annotated as salt inducible kinase 1. The coding region runs from base 219 to 2630 and encodes 803 amino acids. The record is from RefSeq and is a predicted model, not a curated record. The transcript is spliced from 14 exons. Gene Ontology annotation, biological process: protein phosphorylation; intracellular signal transduction. NCBI's taxonomy places the organism in Eukaryota, Metazoa, Chordata, Lepidosauria, Squamata, Anguidae. Gene Ontology annotation, molecular function: protein serine/threonine kinase activity; ATP binding. Gene Ontology annotation, cellular component: cytoplasm.
CACAGAGCGCUCGGGCAGCGGCGAGAGCAGCAGUGGCGGAGCCACGAGGAGCAGCAGCAGCAGCAGCAGCAGCAGAUUGAGAGCCUGGCAGGCAGACGGGCGCGGAGGCGGCAGCCGUCAGCCAGCCAGCGUCGCGCAAGGUGCAAAUCAUAAUCUUCGAAGAGGAAUGCUUAUGUAAACACUUUUAAAUAGUGUUUGUCACCCACCAAAAUCAAACCAUGGUGAUCAUGUCAGAUUAUACAACUGUCCCCACCUCAAACCAAAGCCAGCAAAGGCCUCUUCGAGUUGGAUUCUAUGAUAUUGAGAGGACGUUGGGAAAAGGCAAUUUUGCUGUAGUAAAACUGGCCAGACACAGAGUAACCAAAACGCAGGUUGCAAUAAAAAUUAUAGACAAAACACGGCUAGAUCCAAGCAAUCUGGAGAAAAUCUAUAGAGAAGUUCAGAUAAUGAAGCUUUUGAAUCACCCCCACAUUAUCAAGUUGUAUCAGGUUAUGGAAACGAAAGACAUGCUUUACAUUGUAACUGAAUUUGCAAAAAAUGGAGAAAUGUUUGACCAUUUGACUUCCCAUGGGCACCUGAGUGAGAGUGAAGCUCGGAAGAAGUUUUGGCAGAUCCUUUCAGCUGUAGAAUAUUGCCACAGUCAUCACAUAGUGCACAGAGACCUCAAAACAGAAAACCUACUGUUAGAUGCUAACAUGAACAUCAAACUUGCAGACUUUGGGUUUGGAAACUUCUACAAAUCUGGUGAGCCCCUCUCCACAUGGUGUGGUAGCCCACCUUAUGCAGCUCCAGAAGUUUUUGAAGGAAAAGAAUAUGAAGGUCCUCACCUUGACAUAUGGAGCCUUGGUGUGGUGCUGUAUGUCCUUGUCUGCGGCUCUCUGCCAUUUGAUGGACCCAAUUUACCAUCUCUAAGACAAAGGGUGCUUGAAGGACGAUUCCGCAUUCCCUAUUUCAUGUCCCAAGAUUGUGAAACUCUUAUUCGACGGAUGCUUGUUGUGGACCCUACAAAACGAAUAACAAUUGCCCAAAUUAGGCAGCACAAGUGGAUGCAAGCAGACCCCUCUCUUCAGCAGCAGCAGUCUUUGUCAUUCUCCAUGCAGAAUUACAACUCCAAUCUGGGUGACUACAAUGAGCAGGUCCUUGGGAUCAUGCAUACUCUGGGCAUCGACAGGCAGAGAACGGUGGAGUCUCUGCAAAACAGCAGCUACAACCAUUUUGCUGCAAUUUAUUACCUUCUCCUGGAGCGCCUCAAGGAGUACCGAAGCAAUCAGUUGUCAAAUCGCCCAGUAAGCAGCCGUCAGCAAAGGCCAAGGAGUUCAGACUUCAGCAAUAUUGAGUUGCCUCAAGAUAGUCUUGUCAGUGAGACCUUGAGAUCAUCCCUGCUCUAUCACCAACCACAGAAUCUGAUUCAGUCGCCCUUGCAGGCAGAAAUGGAUUGUGACAUAAACAACCCAUUACAGCCUAUGUUCUUUCCCGUGGAUCCGAACUUCAACAGCCUUUUUAGGAAUCGCUCAAUUUCUCCAAACAGCCUCCUGGAAACCACCAUCAGUGAGGAAGUGAGGCAAGACAAGGAACUGGAGGAAGAAAUUAAAGCCUUCAGCCCAAUUCGCCUCCCGCUCAACACAAGCCGAAGGCACACGCUGGCUGAAGUUACAACUCAUUUGUAUCCGUGCUCUCCGCCAUGUAUAGUAAUUUCCUCAUCCACAAGCCCUACAGAAGGAACCAGUUCUGACAGCUGCCUCACUUCAUCAGCGAAUGAUGGUUGUGUGGCUCUGAGCAACUGUUUGGAAGAGCAGAUGAUGCUUGGUCACCCAGCCACAGCCAGAGUUACGUCAUCAUUCCUGACUUCCCAUUCAGACACACCCGUAUUGCAGGCUCAGGGCUGCAUGGGUGGCGCUUCUCUGUUGCCUGUCAGCUUCCAAGAAGGAAGGAGAGCAUCUGAUACCUCAUUAACACAAGGCUUGAAGGCAUUUAGGCAGCAACUACGGAAGAAUGCUAGAGCCAAGGGUUUUCUGGGACUGAACAAAAUCAAAGGACUCGCCCGCCAGGUGUGCCAGUCCUCAUCUGCUCGGAUAGCACGGAAUGGCAUGGGCCCUUUCCCACAUUCUCAGCCGAACGCCUGCAUAUACAGCGGUGGGGGAAAUACCGGCAGUGGUGGCAGCAGUGGCAGCAGCAGCGGUAGAGAGAGCAGGAACAUGCUCGAAGAGGUGCUCCAACAGCAGAGAAUGCUCCAGUUACAGCAUCACCAGCCAGCUUGUCACCAGCCUUCUCAGGUGUCUCAGUCGCACACCAUCCCCUUGUCUGACAAUACAGGCGGCAAAGCAUCCAAUUCCCUCCUCCUUUCUGAACUUCAGAGUGAGAACUCAUUAGAACUGGCCUUUCGUAACACCCAGUUUCUUCAGCCCCACCUUUUUGGCAUUGGGGUCUCUCCGGUAACUUCAGCUGCUCACCUUCUCGACGCCCACCUGCGCAUCAGCAGCCAUGUGUCUCCGAUAGCCUCCAUGUUUUCUAAUCCGAAUGGCUUUGCUGUGCAAUCUCCAAGCUACGAUGCCGUCACUUUGCAGCACGGGGACUGUGAAAUGGAGGACCUCACUUCCACCCAGAUGGGGAAAUUCGUCCUAGUCAAAUGAGGUCUUUUCUCCCACUUUUCCCUUGAUUCAGACAUCUCUUUUGGGAGAGAGAACACUGUUGUCACUACGAUCUGCAGAUGGGUGAUCAUACUUUACUUUAUUUUGCAACGGUGACUAACUCUCAGAAGCAAUAACAUGUAUGAAAUAUGUGAAGAGGCCAUUUGGUGUAGUAAAGCUUCUAACUUUAUUGAA